Molecule: messenger RNA, 570 nt
Organism: Rhodofomes roseus
Lineage: Eukaryota; Fungi; Basidiomycota; Agaricomycetes; Polyporales; Fomitopsidaceae
Exons: 4
Coding region: 152-508 (118 amino acids)
Source: RefSeq, a predicted model, not a curated record
UUGUGCUCUACUCAACGCUCGACCCAGCCCAACGGUUCGCUACUUACUCUUCCGCCCGCAUGAGCAUCUGAACACAGAAGCCGAGUCACAGAACAGAGCGUCUUGGUCAAAUAUGACAAGGAUUGCCUCCUGAAUACAACUCGCGUACUCCAUGGCGCGCAAGGAUAGAAAACCGAAACAAUUCCUUGACUCCAAGGAUGAAGCGCUGAGGUUAGCUCAUUCAGUGGCUGCCACUCAGGAGGACAUCUCAAAGAAGAAGGUGGAACGGCACACACAACACGAGGGUACCAAGGCUACUCCUCCUCCACAAAAGAAAUCGAAGUCGAAGGAUAAGCUAAAACAAGUGAAAGCAGCCCUUGCGACAGAAGCUGCUAAUGCGAAACGAGAGAAGGCAAAAGCACGCAAACAAGCGAAAUCCACCGACAACGCCAGCGGCCAGCCUCGAGGCGAAGAAAUGCGUGCAGAGCCUUCAAUACGACCCCGGAAGCGAGUCAAGUUUGCGGACUGAGUUCUAUUAGCGGACAAUCUAGUCGCAAUUAACUCGUGUCUGUUGUUGCUUUAAGACGUCGA